Messenger RNA from Talaromyces stipitatus ATCC 10500, 2679 nucleotides. Its product is annotated as reverse transcriptase, putative. The transcript has 2 exons. The record is from RefSeq and is a predicted model, not a curated record. Lineage: Eukaryota; Fungi; Ascomycota; Eurotiomycetes; Eurotiales; Trichocomaceae. The coding region runs from base 1 to 2679 and encodes 892 amino acids. Gene Ontology annotation, molecular function: RNA-DNA hybrid ribonuclease activity; nucleic acid binding.
AUGAGCAAAUGGCAUAAGUCUACAGGCAUCUUCCGAAGCCCUCCACUGAAAGAUCCGCUAAGGCCCAACAGCCUCCCAGCAGUUACUGUACACGAGAAACGAGACGUACUAGUCCGCAAUCUUCUCCAGAGCUCGGCAGAGGCAGGAGACAUACCUCUAAACUCCCCAGCAGUCCCUUCCACUAGUCUCUACUUCCCAGAUAUAUCGAUGCUACAAGUGGAGGAGUCAGUACUUCAGGCAGGAAACACAGCCCCUGGCGCAGAUGAAAUCCCAACCUGCAUACUCAAAGUAGCAUGGCCUCUGAUCAAAGAUAAGAUUGGUUAUCAUCCUAAAUUCUUUCGACACGCAAUCUUAGCAAUCAUCCAGAAACCAAAAAAGACUGAUUGGUCUUUACCUAGAUCAUACAGACCAAUCGCUCUCCUAUCAGUACUUGGCAAAGGACUGGAGCGCUUGGUGGCACGGAAUAUGGCAUGGAUCUCUAUACACCAUAAAGUAUUAGCAAGGCAACAAUUUGGGGCUCUCCCACUAAGAUCUGCAACUGACCUGACUACAUGCCUAACACAUGAUGUUGAACAAGCACUAAAUCAAGGCAUGACUGCCUCACUCCUUACCCUAGAUGUCAAGGGCGCCUUUGAUGCCGUGCUUCCCGGCAGACUGAUCCGCAGAUUACGCGAGCAGGGCUGGCCUACCAAUCUCGCUCUCUGGAUUGCCUCCUUCGCUACUGGAAGAUCAGUUCAGAUCCGACUCGAUGGAGAGAUCGGCCCCUCAACAGACAUUGCCUGCGGUCUUCCACAAGGAUCCCCAGUAUCUGGCAUUCUUUUCAUGCUCUACAUAGCGCCUCUAUUCCGUCUAGGAAACCCAAGGAACAGAUUUGGUUACGCGGACGACGCAGCCAACCUGGCGAUCUCAACAUCUCUUGCCACUAAUUGCGAAGCCUUAUCAGACUCACUUCAAGAAGCUCUUAAUUGGGGCGCUGCAGAGGGCAUUACAUUUGCACCAGAUAAAUAUGAGCUUCUUCACUUCUCCCGACAUAAAGCAGACCAGGACCCAACCUACACACCUUCAGUGAAAGCUGGAUCUAUUACAAUAUCAGAAAACACUAAACGGCUAUAUCUACGAUGGCUAGGAAUCCUCUUUGACAAAAAGCUAACGUUCAAAUGGCACGUUAGAGAAACAGCAUCUAAAGCCCUCACUGUGGCCAACGCUCUUCGCUCUCUAGGGAAUACUGUUCGAGGAGUCAAACCUGAUUUACUACAGCGGGCUGUAUCAGCCUGUGUACUCCAUAAAGCAUACUAUGGCGCAGAAACCUGGUGGCCAGGACGUACUCGCCCUGGGCCUUCCCAGACUUCAAACCGAGUUGGAGAACAUCUUGAGAAACUAACUAAAGUAAUACUAACAGGCGCAAGAGCAGUCCUUCCAGUCUUCCGCACAACCCCAAAGCCAGUCCUUUAUCGAGAGUCUGGAUUCUCUCCACCAGAAAUCGAACUAGAUCGAAUAGCCCUCCUUGCAACUGUCCGCCUACGGCGUCUCGACCCUUAUCACCCACUUCGAAGACGCGCAGAACAGAUCGCUAGUAAUGGUCGACAAACCAGCCGAUUUGCCCGCCGUACACUGGCCCUCCCAAACUCUGAACAGAUAAACCCUCUCCAAUACGCUCCCUGGCACCCUCGCGAGCCUCGUGGGAAUGCUCAAGCUCGAAUAGGAGCUCCCAUGGGACGCACCAAGGAACAGGCAGCGGCUAAUUUCAUGGCUUUUCAACGUACCAUCCCUAGCUCAGAUAUUGUAAUCUUUUCAGAUGGAUCUAGGCUAGCAGAUGGACGUGCAGGGGGUGGCUAUAUUGGACUUCAAGCACACCAUCAGUUCCUUCGCUCCUCACUCUCAUAUGGACAUGGGAAAGAGGUCUUCGACGCAGAAGCAGAAGCAGCUCUAGCUGGCGCUCAAGCAGCAAUAGUGUACCCAACAGCUCAAUUUGCUACCAACCUAUGGAUCUGCCUUGACAACCUGGAAGUUGCCAUACGCCUUCUAUCUCCCUCUACAGGAUCUUCCCAAGAAAUCUUUGAAUCCUUCCGCACCCUUGCAGCCGCCUGGCCACUUCGCAAAAGGCUUCCUCACACUAAAAGCGGAUCUAUCCAAAUCCGAUGGGUCCCUGGACACGCUAAAAUCCCUGAGAACGAAGCGGCUGAUCUCGCUACCAAAGAGGGAGCUGCCUCAAUCCCUCCUGCUCCUCACAAAUCCUCAUACGCCUCGCUAAAGAGAUACGCCAAGACUCAAUCCCUAUCCGCUGCUCAGUCACAAUGGGAGAAGGUGGCACCACAUAGCUAUCAAGAUCUAGAAAUAACCACUUCCCCUAAGCGCCCUGGGGAGCUUCAACUUAACCGACUUGACCUCGGCCGUGUUAUUGCGGCCCGUACUGGUCAUGGAGACUUUGCAGACUACCAUGAACGCUUUAACCAUGAUGAUGCUCAUCUUCUCUGCCGAUGCGGAGCACGAAAAGCACCUCUGCACUUCUUCUUCUGUUAUAUAGCUAAGAGACGAGCCCCUCGGCCUCCUGGGCCCCCUUCUGAGGUCAUCUCUUUUCUCUUAGGCACUGCUAUAGGAGCACAAAAGCUAGCCACAUGGCUAGCAGAGACCCACUUCUUUGAGGAUAUCUGCCCUCGCCAACCUCUCCUUAGCACCUAG